Molecule: messenger RNA, 2790 nt
Organism: Rotaria socialis
Lineage: Eukaryota; Metazoa; Rotifera; Eurotatoria; Philodinida; Philodinidae
Source: the annotation of a GenBank genome assembly
AUGAAUGAAACAACAGACGACAAUAAACUCGAACCUCAACCACCAAUAACGCAUGUUGUGGAAGAUUCUAUUGCAUCUCGCACGAAAGAAAUAACAAAACGGCCAAAACGUGAACGAAGUCCAACUGUUCAAAUUCUCCCACCAGCUCCUAAAAUAAAAAAAGUCAAAGAGGUCGCACCCAAAUUACCAGACAAAACAAAAUGGACUAUGGAAGAGCAAAAGCAAUUUUUUAGUGCACUUCGUAUUUAUGGGAAAAAUUUCGAAGCACUAGGUCAAUUUUUUAACACUCGACGUCGUCUAGUAAAUCCUGAGGCACAACAACGUACCUUUGGUCAGAUACGUUGUUUUUAUUAUCGAUCAUUUCGUACAGUUUCAAAACUAUGUACAUUCACUGAAGAAGAAAAAUCUAACGUUGAUUCACUUGAAUUACGUUCUGUUCUUGCUUAUUUAUGUUUGAAACCGAAAGUUAAAUGUUUUGAUAAAAAACCAACAAUAUCUGUUUUACAUCACUUGAUUCGUAAUGGCAAUGCAUUUUUACGUGUAAAAGGACAACGAGAACACGUAUCCAUUAUUGGUAAAGCAUUAAAACCACCAAAAACGACAAAUACAAUUGGUUCAUCAAAACAAACUGAUCGUACCUUAUCAAAACAUGUAAAAAUUCUUCUAAGUCCACUAUCAGCGAAUGCAUACAUGCGUGUUGGAUUAUCAUGUCGAUAUCCUCAUGUUGAAAUCUUAUUAUCACGUUCAACAACAAUCUAUGAAUUAAUAGAUAAAUUAACUCAAUAUUGGCAACUAAAUAAUCAUGCUCAAUCGUUGUUCAAAGAUGAUUUGUCAAUAGAACAACUUAUUUUAUAUCCUCAUGGAUCCCAUUUAGCAUCAACUGAUCAAUUAGUCGUAACAAAUGAAUCAGCUUCAAUAUUAGAACUUUCUUCAAGAAAACAACCUCGUUCACGAUCUGAUUCUGAACAAUCAGUAGAACCAUACACGGAUUUAUCAUUAAAUUUAAUUCGUAAGCGCAAUCAUUUAUCGGAAAGUGAAGCGAAUAAUGAAUCAAUAGGAAUUAAUAAUCCGUCUGUAUCGCCACCAGCAGCAGCAGCAGCAGCAACAACAACAACGACGACCGCAUCAAGUACAAAUAAAUCAAAUUUAGCACGAACAGCUAUCUUAUUAGCAGCAAAACGAGCAGCUUGUAAUAACAAUACGAAUAAUUAUGAUGCAUCAACUUUUACACUAGUGGACUGUACGGAAGAUGAAGCAGAUAGUAAUGCAGGUGUAUUUAGACAACGUUUUGAUGCUAUUGAUCUUACAGAUGAGUUUGCUUCUGAAGAUGAGAUUGAAGUCGAUCCUAAUCUAUCUGCUCCAACAGCCACAACAUUACCAACAACUACAGCAAAUAAUCCAACAAUGACAUUAGCUGAUCUCUCUCAAGGUAUAACUCGAACAAAUCCACUAUGGUCUACAUUAACUAUUGGAGAAUUACAAAAGCUACUUCAACGUCCUAAAGAAAUUCGUCUUAUCUAUGAUUUUAAUAAUUUAACUCGUACAAAUACUAAUGAGUCAUCAUCAACAUCAUUUCUUCAUUAUGUUAUUCAAAUAGCAAAUCAAUGUUUAACAUCUAUUGCUGAACGUCAAUCACAAGCUGAAAUGAAAAUAGCUAAAAAACAAACUGCAAAAAAGCAACAAUCACUACGAUCAAAAUGUUAUUGUUCGUGUUGUUCAUCUCAUCAUCAACAUUCAUUUACUGUGAAAGAUCAAAAACGCACAUUAACAAAAACUGCUAAUUCACCAAAUGCAGAAAUAUGUGCCCUAUUACAAAUGCCACAAACAAUACCAAUGCAAGAUUUUUCAAAUGAAGACAUGUUAACAGUACAAACAUCAUUAAACAACAAUACGAAUUCAAUAUCAGAUGGAGAUUUGCAUAACAAACAAUCAUCAUUAUCACAAUGUGAUGAACAAGUUGAUAUUUUUGAUAAUCUUUCUUGGCCACCAACUACAGUAACAAUGCCUAUGGAACAAUCUCAAGUUUCUUCAAUUCCACCACCACCACCACCAUCCCUGCCACCACAAACCCAACCAAUUACAACAUCAACGAAUACAACCACUGAACUUCCACCAUUAUUAACAUUAUUACUUCCAAUGAUGAAUGGAGUCGAGCCAACACCACCUCCAUCAAUUCCUCAACCUAAACAACCUGCUAUUGUCUUUAGUAGUAAUAAUGGUAUUAUCGAUGAUCCAUUAAUUCAAUCAUUAGCUGCAGAACAAGCUGCAUCAGCACAUAACUAUGAUCUUUUAUCUUAUCGGCAUAAACGAGUUCGACGUCCACUACGGUAUGGUGAUCAAUCAACUCGUCCUUCAAACAUUCAACUUUUACUUGAUGCAAAUAUAAAUGCUCAACAAAAUGCAGCAGCAAAUCAACGCUUAAUGUUUAAUGCAAAUAACAAUACUAAUUUUCUAACAUCAAUAGAUAAUCCAUUUCGUAGUGACGGUGAAAAUCCUAAUGAUCUUCUAAACGAUAAUACCAACAUGAGCACUAUUUCACUGAGCACGACAAUUAUCAAUGCAGCAUUACAAAGCAAUACUUCACGAAUGCGUCUCGACUGGCCAGAUAAUAUGUCUGAUCUGUCAUUUGGUAGUUUUCCAGACUUACUUGACUCGAAUAUGUCAUCUGGUGAAUUGACGAACUUUGAACAGUCGACAAUCAAUGAACAAAAUAAAUGUGCAUCUGAAAGUUCAAUAUCAGAAGCACUGUUUGCCAUUAAUAAUACGACAAAUUUACUACUUCAAAAUUGA